Molecule: messenger RNA, 2104 nt
Organism: Linum tenue
Lineage: Eukaryota; Viridiplantae; Streptophyta; Magnoliopsida; Malpighiales; Linaceae
Source: the annotation of a GenBank genome assembly
CUCUCUCCCUCCCGUUACUCACCGGUCACUGACCACGUCCAACUUCUGCAGCCCGUCAGUCAUGCUUUCAUACUCCAGAAGUUUCCAGCCAUUUCGCCCUCAACCGGAGAACUUCUCUGGUCUCGCUCUCUCCCUCCCUCCCUCCCUCUCCCACUCCGUUUCAUUUCCUUUGCCGACCGGAGCGAUCGAGUAACGGAAGAGUAAUGCGGAAGGAAACUAAACGCAUCACCGAAACCUUCUUUUUGUUCUUUCUCUUGCUCGCUUAUUUCUCGGCGGACUUGGCUUCCGUUUUUCGGUUCUCCAAUGAUCCAGGGGCAGACGAGUUUCUUAACGCAGCUUUCUCAGGAGACCUUCCGCUUAUCAGGAGGCUGGCUCGUGCGCUUGAGAAGCCAGUAGAAUCCGUUCGGGACGAUAAUGGCCGGACCGCUUUCCAUUACGCUGCAGUUGGGGGUAAGACCCAUGUCUGCAGGUUUUUCCUUGACAAAUUGAAAGUCGCUGUUGACAUCAGGGAUGGAUCAGGCGAGACCCCCUUGCACCAUGCAAUUUUAGGCGAUAACUACUCUACCGUAGUGUACCUUCUUGACAAUAAUGCUGAUCCAAAUGCCGCAGCUGCUGAUCACGGGGACUUUAGGCCGUUGCAUUAUGCUGCUUCAAGAGGAUUCAAGAAACUGGCGCUCCUUCUGUUGUCAAAAGGUGCUCAUGUUGAUGCAAAAUCUUUUAUGGGCGCCCCAUUGCAUUUUGCAGCUCAAGAUAAAGCAAUGGUUUCAACAUUAUUAAAUCACAAGGCCAAUCCUAAUAUGGUUGUCUUUGAUGCAUUUUCUCCACUGAUGAUGGCGAUUUCCCUGCAAUCUUUCGACUGUGUGAAGCUACUACUGAAGGGUGGAGCAGAUCCAAACUUAACUCCAAGCCUAACCAAGCUUGGAAUGACUCCUCUGGGUUCUGCUGUCAUGGAGGGUACCACAGAGAUCAUCAAGCUGUUGUUACAAGCAGGAGCAGAUCCUAACAAGACUGAUGUGUAUGGAUUGAUACCAAUUGAGAUAGCUGCUAUACUUAAAAAUUGCUCCGAGGCUGCUGAGGUACUGUUCCCACUCACCUCACCUAAUCCCAAGGUGCGCAAUUGGAGCUUUGAUGGGAUAAAAGAGUACGUGAAUUCUGUAGGUCAUAUCAUAGAGAGAGAUAUGAUAAAUCAGGAACGUUUUCUAAUGUUCAAAUCAAAGGGGAAAGACGCAGUCAACCGUAAGGAUUAUGCUGAAGCCAUGGUUUGGUACAGUAUGGCCAACGAUAUGGCACCUACUGAUGCAGCUGUGUUGUCGAAUCGUAGCCUAUGUUGGGCACGUUUGAAGGUAGGUGAGGAAGCUCUAAAUGAUGCACGGGAAUGCUUGAAACUGAGUCCCAACUGGUCUAAGGCAUACUACAGGGCUGGCAUAGCCUGGAACUUGCUCAAAGAUUUUCAGAAAGCAGCUGAUAUGUUUGCUGCUGGACUUCAGUUAGACCCUGAGAACAAAGAGCUUCGCGGCGCUUUCAGAGAAGCUUUAGCAGCAGCAGGAGCUCGAGCGAACAAUCGUAGACUGUUUUAAUAUUGGAUCAGCCUGCUUUCUGACUUGGAACUAGAACUGGAAGUAGUAGCCUGGAAUUGGUUCCAACUUUUGCGUUCAUUAUCUCGUUUCUCUAACUGCUAAACUGGUGCGAGUCAGCGCUCAGGUAGUGUUUUACCUGUAUUUUGGUGUGCCUGCGUCCCAGACUAAUGGCAGUGGUAUGUAUAUGCGGGACGCUGCUGUAACGCUGUAAAGUGAACGUGGUGAAAUCCCUACUAGUCUACUACAGUCUAGGAGCUAACAACGGUUAGUUGCUCUGAACGUGGGAGCAGUUAUGUUGAAGACUCUUUACUUAGCGGAAGCCUGAACCGUACAAAUCAAAAUCUGAUGUAUGUUAUAAUUAUUCAGCUGACGUCAAAAUAUUUAUAUUAUUUAUUCGAUGUACUUGAGCGCACAAUCAGAGGUAAACCGAAUAGUUUUCACGGUUGUACAUGGAAUUUGAUGAACCACCUCAAUUUGAGUGGUCUUACGGUUCAUCCUCUUAACCACAAAAUUUUUGAAAACAAAGG